This is a messenger RNA of Aspergillus pseudonomiae, 1973 nucleotides long. RefSeq names its product ubiquitin C-terminal hydrolase 37. Gene Ontology annotation, cellular component: cytoplasm. Gene Ontology annotation, biological process: protein deubiquitination; ubiquitin-dependent protein catabolic process. Gene Ontology annotation, molecular function: cysteine-type deubiquitinase activity. The transcript is spliced from 6 exons. The coding region runs from base 437 to 1654 and encodes 405 amino acids. The record is from RefSeq and is a predicted model, not a curated record. NCBI's taxonomy places the organism in Eukaryota, Fungi, Ascomycota, Eurotiomycetes, Eurotiales, Aspergillaceae.
CCUUACCUCAGCUCCAAGCAUCAAACGCUACUACUACUCCGUAGGUACCUAACCUAGAAGAACUUGACGGGUAUAGAUGCAUGUUGUCCACGGUAGUGUUCUUACGUUUCGCAAGCACCAGCCUUCCCUUAUUUAUCUAAUUUUUUUGGCGCCCUUAGUUGUUGUUCUAUUUCGUCGUAUUCUUUAGUUAUCCUUCAUAACCUGAUUUCUUUCCUCAACCUCGCCUCUUUUAUGACGGCGGCCAGUAUAGUAACGGUUCUUUUACGAUAACCUAGCCUGCCCAAUGGUAAAUUUCUAACAUAUUCCAGACCCUGGUACUUCACAUUUGCAUUGCAUCCACAACCUAUCGAAAUCAUUCCAUCUCAACCCUCUCGAGGGAAUUGGGAAAACGGAGGGUGCAUUACACGCAUGACUUUGCGACGACGGUUGAAUAGUCAUGGCCAAUCGCCUAGAUAACUCUGCCAACGACCCAUGUCGGUCAGCAACGGUGCAGGAGAAGGAAAGCUGGAAUGGCUUUUGUGAGCUGGAGUCGGAGCCUGCUCUUUUCAAUGUGAUGCUGCGAGAAUUCGGGGUGAAAGGCGUCAAAGUCCAAGAAGUUGUAUCAUUAGAUGAAGAGAUGAUGGCAUUCUUACACAAGCCUGUCUAUGGGUUGAUCUUCCUGUUUCGUUGGCGGGAAGAUGAUCCGGAGAAGCAAGAAGCGAGCUGCCCAGAAGGGCUUUGGUUUGCAAACCAGACUACCAGCAAUGCUUGCGCCAGUGUUGCCCUGCUAAAUAUUGUCAACAACAUAGAAGGCAUCGAGCUUGGGGAUAACCUACAGCAUUUCAAGGACUUCACGAUGCCGUUUACUCCUGCGCUUAGGGGAGAUGCCAUCAGUAAUUUUGAAUUUGUCAAACGAAUACAUAAUUCAUUUGCAAGGAAAAUGGAUAUUCUCAAUUCAGAUCUUCAACUAAAGCAUGAGGCGAAAUCUAGGCGUUCUCGUUCGAGUAAGGGCAUGCACGAUGAAACUGAUAUAGACGCAGGGUUCCACUUUAUCGCGUUUGUCCCUGCGUUGGGGAAAGUCUGGAAGUUCGAUGGCCUGGAACGCCAGCCCCAGGCACUCGGGCCUUGUACUCCUGAUGAGGAUUGGUUGGGUUUGGUAAAACCGCACCUUAUCACCAGGAUGACUGAAUAUGAAGAAGGUCAGAUUGAAUUCUCAAUCCUCAGUCUCGUUAGGGACCCGCUUGUAGACCUUAUUGGUAAACUGGCUGUCAAUAUAAAGUGUCUGGAGAUGCUUAAUCAGCGCUUAACUACCCAAGCUCCUGGAGUGGCCCACUCGGACUCGCCGUUUGCAAGUCCCAUCCUAGAAAAUACUAUUCUGGGUCCGGAUAAGUCCUUUGAUAUAACAAGAGAGUCUCUCGAUCAGGCAAUUGUUCCAGUGGUAUUGGAGAGGUACCAUUUGUUCUCCGUGCAAGAAAUAGCCGAGUUCCAACGAAAGCUUUGCAAUGAACAGCAGUUGUUACGAGCUGCGAUUCGAGACGAGCAGCAAACCCAGCGGGCGGAUGACGACUAUGCGGCAGGGAGGAGGUACGACUACGGGCCAGCUAUACGAACUUGGGUGCGAUUCUUGGCCCGCAAAGGGCUGGUUGAGAGCUUAAUACCAGUGGAAGAGGUAUGAUACAGCGGGGUGGCCCGAGGGGAUGUUGAGAGCCUUUCCUGUACUGGAGAAAAUUACCGCCGACGAUAGGGCAUUUAUUUACUGGUUGGUGAUAGUAAAUAGGUAUCAGGUGAAAAGGUGAGCCCGAACAGGAUGGAAAGACAAUAUUUGAUACUAAUGUAGUAUCGCGCCUAGAGUACGGAGCACUAGUUAGAUUAACACAACAUAGAGGGGAGAGGGGCCCGGGGGGUGCAAGGAGAGAAAGAAAUGGAUAUGGAAACCACUGCCCUGGUGUGAAGUUGGACGGUUCACUGAAGUACUAAACGGACCUCGUGAUGCG